Molecule: messenger RNA, 1537 nt
Organism: Hymenoscyphus albidus
Lineage: Eukaryota; Fungi; Ascomycota; Leotiomycetes; Helotiales; Helotiaceae
Source: the annotation of a GenBank genome assembly
UGAACAUUCUAUCAAAUAAUUUUCCCAUAUCUUUCAGAACAAUUCAGUUCAUUCUUCGAGCUUACGCUGGAAAACCAGAGUCUGGAAGAAGAGCUCGUCCUGCUCUUAUUCACUUGAGAAGACUUACACCCUUUGGUGUGAGAACGACCAAGGCAACAACCUAAACUCAUCAAGAUAGCAUCAAGCAUUUCAAUAAACCAGCCAUGAAUCUUGCAAAACCCUUUCGUUCCCUGAUUCAUCACCAUGCUUCUAACAUCAGUCGUCGGAAGCUACAUCUAGCACCUCCCUUUCUUCUCGACGACUACAUCCCGCGUUAUCACCAACUUUCUUCUAUCGAUGCAUCCAAGAACCGCUCAGCAGCGUAUGCGCAUCUCCGCAAUUGUAAUCUUUGCCCUCGGCUCUGUGGAGUAAAUCGUUAUGAGAAGACUGGCGCGUGUCUCAUUGGGGCGGAGACGGUCAAGGUGAACGUUAUUGCUCCCCAUUUUGGCGAAGGUGAGUAGGUAGCCAUAUGUAAGAGGUCAAGUUAUUCCUCCGGACUAUUUGAAAAAGGAAUGAGUCGGUAUGGAAUAGUACCUGUAUAUAUUUGAUAUGAAUUCGGACUGAGCGAAGUGUUCGAUAAGCGCUGUAUGGCGAACAGUUCAGCACUAAUAAAUCCUCAACAGAACCCUGCAUCCAAGGCCACAAUGGCAGCGGCUCCGUCUUCUUCUCUGGCUGCAACCUCCGCUGUGUAUUCUGUCAAAACCACGAUAUCGCACACAAGAGAAACGGGCAAGAUCUCAACCCAGAAGAGCUAGGCGAAUGGUACAUCAAAUUGCAAAACAUGGGCCAAGUCCACAACAUCAAUCUAAUCACACCAGAACACGUUGUCCCCCAAGUAGUUCUUAGUAUCCUCCAUGCUCGCGAGCUAGGCCUCAAUGUCCCGAUUAUCUACAACACCUCCGCAUUCGAUUCCUUGGAUUCAAUUGAGUUGCUGGAUGGAUUGGUAGAUAUCUAUCUCCCUGAUUUCAAAGUCUGGAAAGAUACUACUUCCUCGAGGUUGUUGAAAGUUCCUAAGUAUACCGAGACUGCGAUGGAGAGUAUCAAAGCGAUGCAAGCUCAAGUAGGAGACCUCUGUUUUACCCCUGAUGGCAUUGCUAAGAAGGGGUUACUCGUCCGACACCUCGUCAUGCCGGGGUAUGAGAGCGAAGGCGAGGAAAUCAUGAGAUGGAUGGCCGGUAACGUUUCGAGGGAUCUUUUUGUUAAUAUCAUGGAACAGUAUCAUCCGGAUGCUCAUGUGGGGAAGCCUAAAAGACCGCGGUGAGUUGCAAUGGCAGAUUCAACGUCUACGCAGGACAGGGCUGGUGCAGGUGAGCAAACUAGAUAUGAGGAGAUUAAUCGACAUGUGUCUAGGGAGGAAGUUUCAGCGGUGCGACUUGCGGCUGAGGAGGCGGGAUUGUGGAGGUUUUGUGACACUCCAAAGCAUGAUGGGUUUGCGAUUUGAGUAGCUAUGCCAGUUUACUUCCUUUCGCAAGGUACUGUCCCAAUCCUAGUGGCUCGC